AUGGCAGAACAGGUAGCAAAUGCCAUUCAGAUCGCCUGGAAUCCGUCCUCCGACUAUCAGCUGAAGGCGCAAGCAUUCGACUAUCUAAACCGAAUCCGAUCUGAUCCCUCCGGAUGGCAGGUCUGCCUCACCCUCUUCACUGAAAGUCCUCAGCAGCCCGAAGUUGUGCGACAUGCGAGUCUGGAAAUUGUCAACAGUGCAGCACAGGCUGGUUUGAUCGAUCCUACAUCCCUGGGAAUCGUGCGGGAUGGCUUACUCGCCUACCUACGCCAGGUGUAUGGGGCCGAUGGGACCGCUGUGCCCGACGCAGGUUAUAUUCAAAACAAAAUUGCCCAGACCGUCACCUUCCUCUUCUCCGCCCUAUACGCCAAUGGCUGGGAGUCAUGCUUUGACGAUCUGCUAAGCCUUACCUAUAAGUCCUCCGCCAGCACGGCCCCUGACAACCCGCUCGGAAUUAUCUUCUACCUCCGCGUGGUGAACUCGAUCCACGAGGAGAUUGGUGAUGUGCUGGUCUCUCGGUCGCGCGGGGAGCAGGACAAAGCAAACUCGCUCAAAGAUCUGAUCCGUAUGCGGGAUAUGCAGAAAAUCGCAAACUCCUGGCAAGAAAUUCUUUCAGAAUGGCGGGAUGGUGACGAUACGAUUGUGGAGGCUUCUCUGAAGGCGGUGGGUAGCUGGGUUAGCUGGAUUGAUAUCGGUCUUGUGGUCAACCAGACUAUGCUGGAUCUUCUUUACCAACAGCUAGGUCGGGCUGAGAAGCAAGAAUUACGAGAAGGCGAGCAGCGGGUCCGUGAUGCAGCAGUGGAUGUUUUCACUGAAAUCAUUGGAAAGAAAAUGAAGCCUACCGAUAAAGUCGAGAUGAUUAUUUUCCUGAACCUAGACUCGAUCGUCAACCAGCUUUCCAACAGCCCCCCUCUGCGAGAAAAUCGAUUUACCUCCUUGUACGACACCGACCUGGCGGAGACGGUAGCGAAACUCGUGAAUAUUACAGUCAUGGAUAUUGUGCGAGUUUUGGAGACCGACAACGGUCCAGCAAAGGAGAAAGCAGACGAACUCUUGCAGGUCUUCUUACCCCACAUCCUUCGCUACUUCUCGGAUGAGUAUGACGAAGUCUGCUCAACAGUGAUUCCUGGCGUCAAUGACAUGCUUACCUACCUCCGCAAACUGUCCAAGACAAACCCAGCUUUUGAAGAGAGGAACAAGACUAUCCUCCUGCCGGUUCUUAAAGCAAUCAUUGCCAAGAUGCGUUACGACGAGACCUCAAACUGGGGGGAUGAAGAUGAGCAGACAGAUGAGGCUGAGUUCCAAGAACUUCGCAAGAGACUUGGUGUUCUCCAGCAAAUUGUAGCGUCUGCAGAUGAACAGCUGUAUAUUGAUGCUCUCUCAGAACUUGUUGGCACAACCUUCGAAAAUCUCCGAGUGUCGGGAGGUCAGAUUGAUUGGCGUGACUUGGAUCUAGCCCUCCAUGAGAUGUUUUUGUUCGGCGACAUUGCGAUCAACCGCGGCGGUAUUUAUCAAAAGAACGUGCCCACCGGGCCUGCAGCAGUUCGAUUGAUUGAGAUGAUGCUUCGAAUGGUGGAGUCUGAUAUUCGAUCUUUCACUCACCCCGCCACACAGCUUCAGUAUAUGGAAAUCUGCGUUCGCUACAGCAGCUUUUUCCAACACCACGGACAUCUUAUCCCCGGUGUCCUAGAGAGCUUUCUCCAGCUUAUACAUCAUCCAGUUCGAAAGGUCAAGACCCGUUCUUGGUAUCUUUUCCAGCGUCUUGUGAAGCAGCUGCGCGGACUUAUCAGCAACGUGGCACAAACCGUGGUGGAAGCUUUGGGCGAUUUACUUGUCAUUCAGGCUGAGCUUCCAUCCGAGUUCGAAGAUGGCGAUGAGAUGUCAUCUGAAGACCACGAGGGCUCAGCUGACGCUGUAUUUAACAGCCAGCUUUAUCUUUUUGAGGCUGUUGGUAUCAUUUGCUCUACUAGUGGAGUGCCUGCCGAUAAACAAGUCCUAUACGCCCAGUCGGUGCUAAACCCUAUCUUUGCGGACAUGGAGCGGAAUCUUGAAGCGGCAAAAUCCAAUGACGAGAGAGCUUUGCUACAGAUUCACCACGAUAUCAUGGCCCUAGGAACUCUUGCCAAGGGAUUCUCUGACUGGAUGCCUGGCACUAGCGCUCCGUCUGCCCUGCCAGCACCAGAAGUCUCAGAAGCUUUCGGCCAGGUAGCUGAAGCAACUUUGGUUUCUCUUGAGUCGCUCAAGAGCUCCUUCAACAUCCGCACUGCCGCUCGAUUUACUUUCUCGCGUCUCAUUGGUGUUUUGGGAGCACGGAUUCUCCCCCAGCUUCCAAGGUGGAUCGAUGGCCUCUUGACGCAGACCUCUUCACGAGAUGAGAUGGCUUUGUUCCUCCGUCUUCUUGAUCAGGUUAUCUUUGGAUUCAAGGGCGAAAUUUCCAGCAUUCUUGACACACUUUUGACACCUUUCCUUCAAAGGGUGUUCUCAGGUAUCGUGGACCCUACAACAGGUACCGAUGAUGAGAUUCAGCUUGCUGAGCUCAAGCGCGAGUAUCUGAAUUUCUUGUUGGCUGUUUUGAACAAUGAUUUAGGAGAUGUUAUAAUCAGCGAGAGGAACCAACCAAUUUUUGAAACCGUCAUUACCACAAUUGAACAUUUUUCCAAGGAUGUGGAAGAUUUCACCACCGCCAAAAUGGCAUUUAUCGUACUCUCUAAAAUGGGCAGCUCCUGGGGAGGACCAGAUAUUGCCCCUGGUGCUCUUAAUGGAAACACUCCAAACCAAACCGCAUUGCCUGGGUUUGGUGGAUAUAUGAUCUCACGAUUCUCACCCCUUUGCUGGGCACUCCCCAUGACAUCAUCCUUUAACUCCAAAGAUGCCCAAGCCAAGCAGGUUCUUGCUGAGGCAGGUGGACUGCAGCGCACGAUCUACAUGAAGACAGGCGUGGAAUACGCAGAAUAUCUGCGAGGCCAGGAACUGCCGGGUAUGGGCAUGGGAGGAGAGCUUAUUAACGAGUUUUUGACGGCAUUGACCCAGCUGGAUAUGAAGGGAUUCCGGCAGUUCUUUCCGUCUUUCAUUCAGCGUCUAAGCGCAUGA
Messenger RNA from Penicillium angulare, 3090 nucleotides. RefSeq names its product Ran GTPase-binding protein LOS1. The record is from RefSeq and is a predicted model, not a curated record. Gene Ontology annotation, biological process: tRNA re-export from nucleus. The transcript is spliced from 5 exons. Lineage: Eukaryota; Fungi; Ascomycota; Eurotiomycetes; Eurotiales; Aspergillaceae. Gene Ontology annotation, molecular function: small GTPase binding; tRNA binding. The coding region runs from base 1 to 3090 and encodes 1029 amino acids. Gene Ontology annotation, cellular component: nuclear matrix; nuclear pore; cytoplasm.